UACCACUUACGCUUCCGCUACGAUUCUUGAAGGUGAAAAACAACGUAUCAGUUGUCAUUGCUUCUAGUGAUCAGUUUGUGGUUCUUUAGAAAAUCAGAUAAACAAAGUCUCUAAGAAAACAAUGAAAGUAUUUCUGGUAUUUCUGAUCAUUUGGGAAAUAACUGUUUUCGGAAAGGAAGCGAAACUUAAAGAUGUAGAGGAAUGUAAGAAUGGGAUGCUUCAAUUUUCACGAUUUGAAGGCACAUCAGGAAAAUAUGAUGAAGUGAUUGCAAGAGGAAAUCAGUUUGUUACGCUGCAAGACCAGACCUUAACAAUUUUCGACAAUUUUAAGCCGAUUCAUCAAAAGAAGCUUAUGAUUUCAAAAAGAAGACUGAAUUUGGAUUUAUUUAAAAAUAUUUUAUUCACUUUCAAUUCUUCUUUGGGAAUUUACAUACCAGAAAACGAUGAAAUAAUUUGGAAAGAAAGUCCUUAUGUUUCUUAUAAUCUGACAGGAAAUCAGGUUUUUGAUGACAAUAACACCAUUUAUUCAAUUAUCAAUGGUACAAUCUUCCAUGCGAAAACUACAGACAAAUUCUUUAAGUCUCUGCCAAGACUUGAAAGGUUCAAAAAUGUUACAAACCUAGUUAGAGGUGAUGGAGGUCAUAUUUAUUUUGCACAUGCAAGUGAAAAAACUAGUUGGAUUGUCAAUACCACAACUGAACAGACAAUUAUGCAGACAAGACUUUUAAAAUGUUUGAAUUUCGUUUGGGGUAAUUAUGGCGGGGAUGGUUAUUUAUCUCUAGUAGAUACAAAUUGUACUUUGAAAUCUUCCCGCAUUUUUUCAAGCUUCGAUGUACAUCAACCAAAUUUAGAAAAAACUAUUCAGUUUGAAUAUUGUAACUAUUCUCUUGAUGCGAGAUUCAUCCUUAGUUGUGAAGGGACAGGUGACGUAGCUUAUUUUUUCAAUAAAAACAGUGUUUAUCGUACUCUUUUACGAAGCAAUUCUGAGUACUCAUGUUUGAUAGCGAAGUUAGGGAAUAUUAAUAUUACCGCUGCUGCAAUUAACAAUAAUUAUAUUAUUCUGGCCACCUCUGAUGGCCUGUGGUUUUCCAAGUGGUGGUAAAAAAUGUAUGCAUACAUAAAAUUAUAGAUAACAAAUGGUCUAUUAUUAUGUGGUUCAUUCCUCUUAUUAUGAUAUAUAAAAAUGGAAACAAAUAAUUGAAUUGUGCUUUUUAUGAAUGAAAAUGAUUUAUUUAUUAUUUCGACUAAACAUAUC
Belonocnema kinseyi is the source of this 1255-nucleotide messenger RNA. RefSeq lists its product as uncharacterized. The transcript is spliced from 2 exons. Bases 122 to 1102 code for a protein of 326 amino acids. Lineage: Eukaryota; Metazoa; Arthropoda; Insecta; Hymenoptera; Cynipidae. The record is from RefSeq and is a predicted model, not a curated record.